AUGCGACGUUCUUAUAAUCAUCCGCACCUUCCUUCUCACUGUCAAUCUCAAGACCCCAUCCAAGGGUUCGAGCCGAGACGAGAUAGUCUAGCUCCUGUACCUGCACAUCUCGAGCGGUCUGUUACACCUGAAUCAGUCCGAAUACUGAACCGGUGUAAUAAACCAGCAUUUUCUACCCCACAAGUGAUCAAGUCUCUGCAAAUUUCACCGAGCGGGCCAGUACCCAGGCGAAAUUCUUUCGAAGGUACACAAGACAGAGAACUUACUAACGCUAUCGAAGGGCUAGAAGACUUGGUCCAGGAAGCUGUCGAGGUGGCAGAAGAUGCAUCUGACCCGGAUCAAGUCAAAGAGGUCUAUGAUAUUAUCGAAGAUGCAACAAAUGCCAUCCGGCGAGCAUCCGCCAUGCCUGUGCGACAUCUAAUGGCCAGAAGCUCACCUCUUGUGCUAUCAGAAUCAUCUGAAGAGUCGAUGAUGGAUAACCCUCCAGGGUUUUUUUCAGACCGAUCUAGGCAAUCAGAAGCAAUUGACUGGGCAUACAACGAUGGCAAGCGCGAGCUGCGUCAACGUCCCUCAGCUUCCUUUGACUCUGAUACGGACGAGUUGGCUAUGCGAGGUUCUUCUAGGUUCAGCACUCGAAGCGAUCUGUUACUCCCACCGAAACCUACUCAAUCAGCACUGAAAGAGCAUGUUGACUUUGUUCUUCGUCCCUCGAUACCUAGGGAGCAGUCUCGUGGACGCUCAAGGCGGCGCAAGGGAAGUGUUUCGGACCUGAUAGGAAGACGUCACCACAUGUGUAGGUCCUUUAGGAGCCUUGAAGGUGGUUCCCGAGCACGACAUCGAAAGUACCGAUCGUCUAGUUUCAGCCAGGAUGAUACUUCAUACGACGAGGAAGAAACUGUGCGCUCCCAGUCGCGCCCCCAGUCAUUCCGACGAAGAAAUUACAGAAGUGAACUCAGCAUGCGUGAUCACAUGCACUAUCACACAUUCAGUCUGCGUCGGAAUCAUCGAAGGCAACCGAUUGCACGGAAUUGGGCCACUGGCAAGAAACGAAUCACUGCCACUGUUGCCUGUAUUAAUACUGCUUUACUGGGUAUCAUUGUUGGUAUAUAUGCAGGUGAAGUGCCGCGCAUCCAGUACAUGCUGGCCGAUGAGAGACAUCACGUAAUUGUUGGCAACGUCGUUCUCUAUUUUGGUCUCGCCAUCUCAACAUUUGUCUCCUGGCCACUCCCUCUUCUCCAUGGUCGUAAGCCUUACAUACUCGCUGCGCUGGCCCUUGCAAUGCCAUUGCAAUUUCCACAGGCAAUUGUCGUCGGCGCUAGGCGAUCUCCCAAGAGCCCAAGUUUCAGAACCGGCCUGUUUGUAUCUCGCGCCUUCACUGGAUUGGUUCUCGGUUUUGCAAACGUAAAUUUCCUCACUGUACUUUUGGAUCUAUUCGGAGCCUCCCUCCAAAGCAAGAACCCUCAUCAAGAAAUCGUCGUGGCCAACGACGUCCGUAGACAUGGCGGUGGCAUGGGUCUCUGGCUCGGCGUCUGGUCUUGGUGCUGGAUUGGCUCUCUUGCGGUGGGCUUCCAAGUCGGUGCCGGAAUCAUCGAAUCCCUCACGCCAGACUGGGGUUUCUACAUCACAGUCAUGAUGCUCGCCGGAGCCCUCUGUCUCAAUAUCAUCGUCCCCGAGACUCGUCGUUCAGCAUACCGAAAAUCCGUUACCGAAGUCUACGACCGCGACGAGCAAUUCAUAACACGCCGCGUAGCUCGCGGCGAGAUCAAGCUACAUCUCUCCACUGAAGGACCCAAAUACUGGUUCGAAGAAGUCUGGGCCGGUAUGAAACUCACGACCAUGAUGAUGUGUCAAGCCGGCUUCUCUGUCCUGGCUUUCUAUCUUGGAUGGAUAUACGCGCAGAUUGUGCUCGUUAUCGUGCUCCUUGGGGCUCUCCUCUCGCGAGAAUAUAAGUGGCAUCCGCAGUAUGUCGGGCUCGGCGGAAUGUCCAUAGCCUUUGGCGCACUCCUCGCUGUGCCUUUGACAAAAGCUGGAUUAUUUUCUCGAGAGCGAAAAAGGCAGUUUAGAACCGAUAGCAUGACCUUUCAGAAACAAGUCACCUGGUCCUCUCACCUCAUUCGCCGCUGCAUCUUCACUCUCACUCUCCCCCUCAUGGGCCUCGCGUACACCGUCUCUUCUGCUGGUCGCCCGAAACCAUACAUGGUUCCAAUCGCGUUCGCCGCCGCAGUGGGCUUCUUGUCCAUUCUCGCCAUCGCCGAAUGUCACGGCCUCAUUAUGGAGACAUUCGACACCUGCGACCUUCAACCUGGCGUAAACACUCGCCACCGCCUCCAAAGCCUAGCUGCGCAAGAUAAACGCCGUCGAACAAACUACACCUCCUUCCCACGCGUUAGCGCUGGCAUCUUCGCGUCCCAGACGCUCGCGUUCAUCGGGGCAGCCGUGGCCACUGAAGUUGGCGGCAUCAUGACGCGACAUAUCGGCGCGCAGGCUUCUACGGGUGUGACGGCAGGGAUUUUGUUCGGACUGACUAUCUUGCUUACCGCGGUUUUGUGGAGGUUUAAACAGGUGCAGGUCAUUCCUAAUCAUACGUUCGGCACCAGAAGGGAUACGAAGGCGUGGGAGGAGUUCGGGCAGAUGGGUAAGGGGGAUUGGAAAGCAGUUAUUAUUGGGAAUCCGUCAGGGAAGAUGCGUAGGAUGAGUGUGUUAGAACUUGGGGGGCUGAGUCGGUGGACAGAGAUUAGGAAGUUGAAUUUUUUGAUCAGGGAGGACAAGGAGGGGGGAAAGAGGAGGUUCUAUUAA
Molecule: messenger RNA, 2796 nt
Organism: Lindgomyces ingoldianus
Lineage: Eukaryota; Fungi; Ascomycota; Dothideomycetes; Pleosporales; Lindgomycetaceae
Exons: 4
Coding region: 1-2796 (931 amino acids)
Biological process (GO): transmembrane transport
Molecular function (GO): transmembrane transporter activity
Source: RefSeq, a predicted model, not a curated record